UAUUUUUGUUUAGUAAAUUUUUGUACAUUUUAUAUAAUUUAUCGCUAAAGACCUAUCGAUAUUAACAUUGUAAGGGCAAUGAGACGUUCCGCAGCUCCUUCGCAAAACCCUAAUGGUAAGAAAAGACAGCGAAUUUUACCAAAUAAUGGUUUAGAAAGCGAGGAUUCACCUGCCAAAAUAUUUCGUCAAGAUGACUUGGAAUCGAUCUCUAACAAGCUGUGCACUGAAGACAAGCAGAAAGUUAACAAAGAGAAUCAGUGUCUUCCGAUGCGACCAAACUCACCAAAGGUCCACAUUCCAAAAUUUAAGCCAAAGAUAAGUUCAUUCAGAACUCCAGUGCGAGGCACAGGCCUAACCGUUUCUACCACAGCCAGUGAAACAAAAAAUGAAGAUAAUUCAACCAACGAUAUCAGCCGUUACUACAAUGUUAUGUGGUGUAAAAUAUCAAAGAAAAAGCACAAAACAUGGGAAGGAGAUGGUAUUUUGGUGACAAAAGAACGGACAGCAAUACUACAAGAUACAGAGGGAAAAGAGAUUGGAAGGGCCAGAGGUUACAAAGCUGACGAGCUGGCAAAAUUUACCGAGGGGCAAACAUUAUUGAUUGGUGGUAAAGAGGUUGAGAUCACAGGUGAACUACAGAAGGAUGUCUACCUGAGUGGUAGAUGCUUUCAACAGGGAUCUGAGGCCAAAACAACACCGCCCAAGAAUUAUUCAUUCACUAAAUCAGUUGUACCAAAGCCAUUUUUGAAUCCUCAAAAGGCUGGUUCAACUCCAGGCAACCAAGAACUGUCAUCUCUCAAUAAAAGAAAGAUCACUCCAAGAUUUGAUCCGCUUGCCCCAGGCGCUUUGGUCAUGCCAAGACCUAGUGCAAGUCACCAGUUCGAAAACAACAAGAAAGAUUUGAGUGUGAUUGAUGUCGUCGUGGAUCCAUACAUUUCAAAAAUCCUGCGUCCACAUCAGCGGGAGGGAGUGACAUUUCUAUAUGAAUGUGUGAUGGGAUUACGAUCCUUUGUUGGAAACGGAGCUAUUCUGGCAGAUGAUAUGGGUCUCGGGAAAACUUUGCAGUGUAUUUCCCUUGUUUGGACACUUUUUAAGCAAGGAAUGUACGGUGGCCAACCGAUUGCUAAACGGUUUCUAAUAAUCACACCUGGAAGUUUAGUUAAGAAUUGGGCUGCGGAAUUUCGCAAAUGGUUGGGAAACGAAAGAAUGCCAGUCUACACGGUGAAUUCUGAAAAAAAAGUCCAGGAAUUCAUUCACAGUCCAGUGUUUCCGGCGAUGGUUAUCAGCUAUGAGAUGUUUGUCAGAUACGUUGAAGAUAUCAGAAAAAUUACAUUUGAUUUGGUAAUCUGCGAUGAGGCGCAUAGAUUGAAAAAUGCUGCCAUUAAGACUAGCAUGCACAUCUCAAGUCUCAAGGUGCAGAGAAAGGUCUUGUUAACUGGUACACCUAUUCAGAACGAUCUUACCGAAUUUUAUUCGCUGGCGGAUUUUUGCAACCCUGGAAUUUUCGGAACACAGGCGUCGUUUCGUCGUGUCUACGAAGAACCGAUCGUCCGAGGCAGACAGCCUGGAGCUACGGCAGAAGAAAAGGAGAUUGGUGAAAGCCGUGCGUGCGAGCUCAACAGACUUACAAGUCAGUUCCUUUUGCGGAGAACCUCCGAAAUCAACAACAAAUAUUUGCCCAGAAAAGUUGAGAGCGUGGUGUUCUGUCGUGCAAGCCACUUACAGCUGCAGCUCUAUCAACACUUGACAUCAUCGCGAUGGUUCAAGUCCUGUCUCUCAUCAAGUUACGCUUCCUCGCUGCACUUGAUGUGCAUCUCCGCCCUCAAGAAGUUGUGCAAUCAUCCUUGCUUACUGUAUCGUAGGAACGCCACGGAACAGGUUGAAAAACAACAUUUGACUGAUGCUGAGUCACUCUAUGAUGAUCUACAGGCCUACUACCCCCCUGACAUUGAUCCCAACUCAAGCGACCAUUCUGGAAAAUUGAAAGUUCUUGAUAAUCUCCUCGGCAAAAUUUGCGCCAACAAUCCGGCCGAACGAGUCGUGGUUGUUUCAAAUUACACGCAAACAUUAAAUGUGAUCCAAGGUCUUUGCCAAAAAAGAGGUUAUCGAUUUCUUCGUCUUGACGGGCAGACGGCCACAAACGAUAGACAGAGUUUGGUUGAGCGUUUUAACAGGAAAGGAAGUCAAGAUUUUGUAUUUCUGCUGAGCUCAAAAGCGGGCGGUGUUGGUCUCAAUUUAACUGGAGGGUCCAUACUACUCCUGUACGAUAUUGACUGGAAUCCUGCCAAUGACAUUCAGGCGAUGGCAAGAGUUUGGCGAGACGGACAGAAGAAGACAGUGAAAAUAUAUCGUUUAUUGACAACGGGAACCAUAGAGGAGAAGAUCUACCAAAGACAGAUUAGUAAGCAAGGAUUGAGUGGUGCAGUGGCUGACUCGAAUAUUUCAUCCAAGCCACAGGAUUUCUCUCGUGAAGACUUAAAGGAUCUUUUUACCCUGCACACGAAGACAACUUGCCUCACUCAUGAUCUGUUAAAUUGCUCCUGUAUUGAGACAAGAACGGAGAUGUGA
This is a messenger RNA of Dendronephthya gigantea, 2568 nucleotides long. Its product is annotated as DNA repair and recombination protein RAD54B-like. Gene Ontology annotation, cellular component: nucleus. The coding region runs from base 79 to 2568 and encodes 829 amino acids. The record is from RefSeq and is a predicted model, not a curated record. NCBI's taxonomy places the organism in Eukaryota, Metazoa, Cnidaria, Anthozoa, Malacalcyonacea, Nephtheidae. Gene Ontology annotation, biological process: double-strand break repair via homologous recombination; reciprocal meiotic recombination. Gene Ontology annotation, molecular function: DNA translocase activity; ATP-dependent chromatin remodeler activity; ATP binding. The transcript has 25 exons.